This is a messenger RNA of Nymphaea colorata (pocket water lily), 1026 nucleotides long. RefSeq lists its product as uncharacterized. The coding region runs from base 385 to 765 and encodes 126 amino acids. The record is from RefSeq and is a predicted model, not a curated record. Gene Ontology annotation, cellular component: mitochondrial large ribosomal subunit. NCBI's taxonomy places the organism in Eukaryota, Viridiplantae, Streptophyta, Magnoliopsida, Nymphaeales, Nymphaeaceae. The transcript is spliced from 5 exons.
UUGGGGCGAACCCGCGAUUAUUUUCGUGGCAUUCGGAGUGGUGCGACCAUUUUGCUGGGAUCAUCUUGUUCGCUCAACCACACCACCUCUCCACCGGCGGCAGCCGUCACAGAUCGCAUGUUGCAGCACCGCCGAAGAACUGUCGCAUAGCGUUCAGCAGGCCUUCAGGCACCAUCUUCAACAGGAAAUUUGGGUUUAUUCCUCUUGGCUGCUCCUUUACUCAGAUAUGUCCAUUCUGCCUAGUGGACAGUGAAAGGGAUUUUAUGUCUGUCACCAAGCGAUAUCCCAUGCUGGCAGUUUCUCCAGAAUUCUAUAGUUAGGGAGGCAAGGAGGCUUCACAAGAAGAAAGCAAAGGGACUGAGGCUUGAGCGAGAGGGAUAAGAGAUGUUGAAGUUUUUGUCGAAGGUGAAGAUCGAGUUCAAUGCAUUUGACACAAGAACGGCAGCAUGCAUGGAGUUCCUGGCACAGUGUAAUGCUCGCAAGGCGAAGGAGUCCAAUCCCACCUGCCAGCUGAUCGUCAAGCGCCGCACCGACGACCACCCACCUCAGAUCACUGUCACCUACGUCAAUGGCAUUGAGGAGGUGAUUGAUGCCACUUCCACCACCGCCCAGGCCAUUCGCCAAGGCAUCCUCGAAAAGGGUCAGAUGCUCGAGACUGAGCAGACUUUCCGUGAGGCUGGUGAGCAAUGGCCUGUUCUCAUCCCUGAGGCUGAGCUUCACAAACCUGCCCCUGGCACUAAGCCACGGAAAGCAUUGGAGAAGUAAAGGGUUUUGAUGAUGCUCACGGAGAAGUUUAUGCUUGGUCUCUGACUAGGCCCUUCAUCAGCGAACUGGAAUUCUGUAAUAAUUUUCCAUGCUUGAGAAUUAAGAGCUGAAGCCUCACUUGUUCCUCUUUCAAGGUAUGUUUAUUGUAGGGAGGUGAGAGCAGAAGAAGAAUGUAUGCAUUGCUCCCGUGCCUUAACGUUUUGCCAAAAAAUUGCUUUUGGAUAUGCUUUUCAUUUGAAGUAUUGACUGGAAAUUGAUCUC